Molecule: messenger RNA, 1410 nt
Organism: Schizosaccharomyces osmophilus
Lineage: Eukaryota; Fungi; Ascomycota; Schizosaccharomycetes; Schizosaccharomycetales; Schizosaccharomycetaceae
Gene: nhe1
Product: plasma membrane/prospore membrane sodium ion/proton antiporter Nhe1/Sod2
Exons: 2
Coding region: 1-1410 (469 amino acids)
Biological process (GO): sodium ion export across plasma membrane; proton export across plasma membrane; intracellular potassium ion homeostasis
Cellular component (GO): plasma membrane
Molecular function (GO): sodium:proton antiporter activity
Source: RefSeq, a predicted model, not a curated record
AUGGGGUGGAAACAACUUGAGAUUGACAAAGUUCAUUUAGCUCUUAUCAUCACGGGAGUAUUUAUUACUAUUUUUUGUUAUACAUCUAGGGUUAUUCGCGAAAAAUUGUUGGUUGGCGAAGCAACUCUGGGCAGUGUUGUUGGUCUCAUUUUUGGACCACAUGCUGCCAAUUUAAUUAAUCCAAAGUCAUGGGGGAACAUGGAAUAUGUGACUAUUGAGAUAUGUAGAAUGGUCAUUAAUGUACGAGUGUUUGCUUCUGGCGUAGAACUGCCGGUCGCGUAUUUCCAACAUCAUUUUCAAAGCAUUUUUGUAAUGCUGAGUAUAAUUAUGACUUUUGGAUGGUUGGUUUCAGCUGGAUUUGCUUAUGCGUUGUUCCCCAAAAUUACAUUUUUAGGUUCUCUGCUAAUCGCAGGAUGUAUAACUUCAACAGAUCCUGUUUUGUCUGCCUUAAUUGUAGGAGAAGGUGCCAUUGGGAAAAGGAUUCCUCCGAAAAUUCGUGCAUUAUUGAUUGCAGAGUCUGGGUGCAAUGAUGGCAUGGCCGUUCCUUUUUUGUACUUUGCCUUGAAGCUCUUGACAGUGAAACCUUCCAAGCACGCUGGUCGAGAUUGGGUACUUUUGAUUGUUCUUUAUGAAUGCAUCUUUGGCAUUUUCUUUGGGUGUGUAUUGGGGGUGUUAUUGGACAAAAUGCUGAAAUGGUUUCAAAAGUUAAGAUUUAUCGAUGCAAAUAGUUAUUAUUCCUUAUUCUUUGCUAUUCCUUUGAUGUGUUCGGGAAUUGGUACCAUCAUUGGAGUGGAUGAUUUAUUGCUAUCUUUUUUUACAGGAGUGAUGCUGGCAUGGGAUAAUGCGUUUGUUGACGGCAUGUCGGAAUGCUAUGUACCACCGUUCAUCGAUCAAAUCUUCAACCUGUUAUUCUUUACUUAUUUUGGAAGCAUCAUUCCUUGGGAAAAAUUUAACUGGAUCCAGAUGGACCUUUCCGUUUGGCGUCUUAUUGUGUUUACCAUUUUGAUUUUUUUCUUUCGGCGUCUACCGGUCGUCUUAUUGUGCAAGCGGCUGAUUCCAGACAUUCAAACAUGGAAGGAAGCCUUGUUUGUUGGGCAUUUUGGACCUAUUGGUGUAUGCGCCGUAUACAUGUCAUUCGUAGCAAAGUCCGCGCUUACACCAAACGAAAUUGAAGAAACGGUUUACAAAUCGACAGACGAGUUUUUCAUUCUUCAUGAAGUAUUAUGGCCGAUUGUUAGUUUUGUCAUUUUGUCGUCCAUCAUCAUUCAUGGGUUUAGUGUGCCGAUUCUUAUUUAUGGUGACAAACUAAAAAGUUUAUGGAUGCGGCGACACAAGGUGGAUAACCCAACAAUCCCAAUGGAUGAAAUCUCUAUGGAACCAUCUAAAUCAAAAGACUAUACUCCUUCAUGA